AUCCGAUAGGGUAAUCUAUUUCUUGUUGAAGUGGUUGAUUCUGUGAUACAUAAAAAAACAUUCUUUAAUUUUCCCUGACUCAAUAAAUAGUUGAGUCUUCUCAGUCUGAUUAAAGCCUCUUCCUUUCCCAUUUCAUACUCAAUUUGUUCAUCUUCUUCAAUUGCUAUCUCUUCAUCUUCUCUCAAAAUCCCUUUUUUUUUUUUAAGGUUUCUGAUUCUCAUCAGUUUUAGAUCUUCCCUUUUGUCUUUUUUCACAGCCUGUAAAUUUGCUCUGUUUUUGUACAUAUCAAGAAACAGCGUAAGCAUCAAUGGCGGCCAACAAAUUUGCAACCAUGUUGCAUAGAAACACCAACAAGAUUACUGUGAUUCUAGUCUAUGUACUUCUUGAAUGGGCCUUGAUCGUUCUCCUUCUUUUAAAUUCUCUAUUUUCUUAUCUCAUCGUCAAAUAUGCAGGGUAUUUUGGCCUCAAAAAGCCCUGUCUAUGGUGUUCGAGGCUCGAUCACACCUUUGACUCCUCAAACAAGAAGGAUUCUUAUAUAGAUCUUGUGUGUGAUGAUCAUGCUAAAGAGAUUUCCAAACUGGGUUUCUGCUCAGAUCAUCAUACUCUAUCUGAAUCAAAGGACAUGUGCGAGGGUUGCUCAUCCUCGUCGCAUCGCGAAUUUUCGAAGGAUUAUGCUUUCUUUCCAUGGAUGAAGCAGAUUGGACUGGUUCAAAAUGAUGAAGAUGGUGCUCAAAAUGGUGAGGUGGAGUCUAAAUGUUCUUGUUGUGGUGUCAACUUGGAGAGAAAGUUUUACUCUCCAUAUGUGCUAUUUAAGCCUUCUUGGGAGGUUUUGGAUUAUCCCCAAAAGGAAAAUUUGAUGGGAGAAGAUGGAGACGAUGAUCGUUUUGAUAAAAAUAGAUCGGAUUCUUUGACCAACCAAAUUGAAGAUGUUCAUAAGAUUGAUGAAGAUAUGGGAAUUUCAAUUGAAGGGAGAGAAUUGGAGAUGGAGGAGAAAUUUUCAACUAAUGAAAAUGAGAAAGUGGGUGUUGUUUUUGAGAAAGCACAAGAAACUUCUUCUAUCAAGGAAGAAGCUUUUUUGAAUGCUUCAAUGGAGGAUCCGUCUUGUGAUGAGAGUAAAAAUCAAGCAACCCCUGAAGGUGUGACCAAGCAUUUGGAGUUUUACAUAGAUGGAGAGGAUUGCCAUUUGAUUCCAGUUGAGUUGAUGGAUCCAUUAACAGCUGAACUGAAAAGUGGGUACAAAGUGAGGGAGCAAGGCGAGGGAAAUGGUGAAAAUGAAGAUGUUAUUUUGGAUUUUACCAUGAAUGAUGUUGGGACAGAAGUUGAUUUGGUAAUGGAGAACAAAGAGAACAGGUUGAGUUCAAAAGAGGCAAUAGCAUCACUUUCAGCCUAUGAAAGUGAAGAGCAAACUAAGGCUAUGGUGCUUGAACCAGUGGAAGAAGAGGAUGAGUGGUCUUCAUUUAUACAAGCAGAAGUUGGAGAUUCAAUCAAAGACGGGCACGAAGAAGUUGCUGUUGCGCAAACUCCUCAAGAUGAGGCUGAGGGAAGUGAGGAAGCAGCAGGAAGAGAUGUGGAAUUGGAAUCAGAUUUUAAUCAAGUUUCUGAUGAUGCACUUCGAAUGCAAAGUGAUGAAAUUGAUAGCGAGAUCUCAAUAGGGACUGAGAUUCCGGAGCAUGAACCAAUUGAUGAUGUUCAAAAUGAGCAUGAUGUUUUUGCUAGUUUUUCUGAAUUGCAUGUAGAUAAUGAUGACAAUGGCUUUAAACAAGCUGAAGACGUUAAUUUAGAGUUCAAAACCAUAACAAUUGAGACAAGUGAAGAGGCAACAAUGAUCAAUCAUUUGUCAAUUCCUUCCGAGGUUAAUGAGAUUGAAGAAGAGAAAGUUCCUGAUACGCCGACUUCUGUUGAUAGUCUUCAUCAAUUACACAAGAAACUGCUGCUACUUGAUCGAAGAGAAACUGGAACAGAUGAGUCCUUGGAUAGUGGAAGUGUUCUCAGUGACAUUGAUUCUGGAGAUGGGGUAAUGACAGUUGAGAAGUUAAAAUCAGCAUUGAGAGCGGAACGAAAGACGUUAAAUGCUUUGUAUGCAGAAUUAGAAGAAGAAAGGAGCGCUUCGGCAGAGGCAGCGAACCAUACAAUGGCAAUGAUAAAUAGGCUUCAGGAAGAGAAAGCUGCGAUGCAGAUGGAAGCUUUGCAAUAUCAAAGAAUGAUGGAGGAACAAUCGGAGUAUGACCAGGAAGCAUUGCAGCUUUUGAAUGAGCUUAUGAUAAAGAGAGAACGGGAAAAGGCAGAGAUUGAAAAAGAGCUGGAAUUAUAUCGAAAGAAGGUUCAGGAAUAUGAGGCAAAAGAGAAAAUGAUGAUGUUGAGAAGGAGAAGUGGAACUUCAUCUGCUUCUUGCAGCAAUGCUGAUGAUAGUGAUGGUCUAUCUAUUGAUCUGAAUCUUGACGCAAAGGAAGAAGAGAGUCCUGAGAGCAACCAGGAAAGUAACAACCAGAACACUCCUGCUGAUGCAGUUCUAUAUUUGGAGUCAUUGGCUAACUUUGAGGAUGAAAGGUUAUCCAUUCUAGAGCAACUCAGGGUUUUGGAAGAGAAAUUGUUUAAGUUAAACAACAUGGAAGAGCAACAUUUUGAGGAUAUAAAAUCAAUUGAUCAUUUUCACAAAGAGAAUGGCAAUGGCUACACUGUGGAUUAUGAUUUUGAAGGUGCAACAAAUGGGCUAGCAAAUGGCUAUUUCAAAGAAAUGAAUGGGAAGCUUCAUUAUCAAGAAAGGAAAGUUAUUGGUCCAAAGGCGAAGAGACUUCUUCCUCUUUUUGAUGCAAUUCAUGCAGAAACUGAAGAUGGAAUUGUCAAUGGACAUGAACUAGAGUUUGAUUCUGUUGUGUCACAGAACUCCUCUAUCACAAAGUUCGAACUUGACAUCAAGAGGCUUGCACUUGAGGAAGAAGUUGAUUAUGUUUAUGAAAGGCUACAAGCUCUUGAAGCAGACAGGGAGUUUCUCAAGCAUUGCAUCAGCUCUUUAGGAAAAGGAGAUAAAGGAGUAAAUCUUCUCCAGGAAAUCCUACAACACCUUCGUGAUCUCAGAAGCGUCGAGCAACGAGCAAGAAACAUCGAAAAUUUCACUUCAUAGAAACACAAAUCAAUCACAACUUCAUCCAAAAACAUUACAGAUUGUUCAAAUUCUAGGACAAAGAGGCAUCAAAUGCACUUGCAACAGUGCAAAAAAUUCCAAGGAAAGUCCCUGGAUGGAGAGGGAAGCUCCUGGUGAUUAAAAGAUCAGCCUAAUGAUCUUAUCUUGGUGGACUACAAAUGAAAUUUGCAAGUCUACCCAGUUUUAAUAUUUCAUUUUAAUGGUUUUUGGUGUCAAAAGUGAACCCAAAUUUUUGGUCGGUUGAGCUUAUCAUGCACUUUUUUUCGGGGAAAAAGGAGUAUGAUGAGUGUUAUGUGUGUGUAGGAUAGUGAGGUUCUGAAGGCAACCAAGCUGUCAAUUUGUAUUAUGUAUUGGGAGAAAAGGCCUUGAGGCUCAAUGAUCCAACAAAGAUUCCAGUUUGUCAGGCAAAACUAGGAUUUGUUUAUUAGACAGACACAGAAUUAGGGGACCUCUUUUAGGGGGUUAAUAUUUUAAUCUUUUUUUUUUCUCUUUUAAUCAUUGCACAUUUCACAAGGGGGUUUGUACUUUUGUUUAUUAUUAUUUUGUAUACUAAAUGUAUUCGCCCUUCUGUAAGUAUAUAAAGUGAGUGUUUGUUUA
Molecule: messenger RNA, 3739 nt
Organism: Mangifera indica (mango)
Lineage: Eukaryota; Viridiplantae; Streptophyta; Magnoliopsida; Sapindales; Anacardiaceae
Product: myosin-binding protein 2-like
Exons: 4
Coding region: 308-3121 (937 amino acids)
Molecular function (GO): myosin binding
Source: RefSeq, a predicted model, not a curated record